UAUUAUGUGGACUACAAAUUCGCGGAAAGGAGUGCCGAUGGUAUGAUGCAUAAGACUGAUUAUGCUCUUCAUUUUUUGGCUUAUCUUGGCCUUGCUUCGCAGAUACCGACUUUGCUACUUAAUCUGAUCAAUUUAUUCGUCCAGAUCAAAGGUGGUCUUAGACGACGCAUUGGCUUUUCUCUUUUUGUUCUGGCAAUUAUCAUUUUGAUAACACUCAUAUUCACCUUUAUUAACACUUCUCACAUGAUUAGUGCAUUUUUCUUCAUCACGAUGGCAACAGUGGUAUUAUUAAAUGCAGCUAAUGGCGUUUAUCAAAGUUCACUCUAUGGUUUAACUGCAAACUUUCCGCCUCAAUAUACCAACGCACUGAUACUGGGCAAUAAUAUAUGUGGUACAUUUGUAUCCGUCGUAAGUAUCAUAACACUGGAAUUUUACAAAUAUUAUAUGAAAAAAGCAAGAAAACAUACUGAUAAGAACGUAAAUGAAGAGGGCCAGCACUUACAAAGAAUCAGUACUAUAGAUGGAAUAAUCAUGGAUGGGACUGAGAUGAAUAGAGUCGUAUCAAAAACAGAGAAGCUGUUCACUCCGAUCAUGGCAUAUCUGCUGUUCAAUUUCUUUGCCGCCGCUGGAUCAUUUCUGGCUAAUUUUGUGCAGUGGCCAUCACCAAAAUGGGUGGUUGUCCCGGUAAUUGCACGCAUUGCGCUUAUUCCGCUGAUGAUAUUCUGUUAUUUUCGUCCUGAAUACCGAACUUGGGAUGUGUGGUUCUAUAACGUAUGGAUUUAUAUCAUUUUUGCAGUCAUCAUGUCCAUUACAAGUGGAUACUUUAGCUCCGUAAUAAUGAUGUAUGUCCCAAGGAUAGUGGAACCAUCCAAGUCAACAGUUGCAGGCAUGAUAGCAGCGUUCUUCCUGAUUUUUGGCAUAACAUGUGGAAUAAUGUUCACAUUUUUCGUUUCUUGGUUCGUCGAUAGCGCAGGAGCAUAUAACUCUGGACAUUUUGAUAUAGAAAUAUCAUGA
Molecule: messenger RNA, 1014 nt
Organism: Acanthocheilonema viteae
Lineage: Eukaryota; Metazoa; Nematoda; Chromadorea; Rhabditida; Onchocercidae
Source: the annotation of a GenBank genome assembly